GUCGCAUCCAUCCUCCCAUAAUCUCUCUCCUCUCUCCAUAGUAUUCCUGAACGUCACAGCAGAGUCCCAAGUUCCUAAAAGUUGGGCAACGACUGAACUUCAAGAAUAGUGGACAAGUUGCUGCAUAGAUUUACGGGAGUUUUGUAGAAAAGGUUCUCUUCUUUCAGAUCCAGAAUGCUGAAGCCAGGAUGGAUCCUACAGGUCAUCUGAGACGGUCCGCGUGUUCUCCCUGUUCUCCGUCUGCGACGGCCCCCUCAUCCCCGAGCCUCGUCCCUCGGGGCCCCAUCUGGCUCUCCGUCUUCCAGCAGCAGCCCCCAGUUGCGGAGUAGCAGUGGGAAGGCGACCCUGUAAAUAUGUCUGGAUGGAGGUCUCAAUGGCGUCUCGUCCUGCUGAACUCCCUGACCUGCGGCCUGGAGAUUUGCGUGGCAGCUGGGAUCACGUACGUUCCCCCCCUGUUGCUGGAGGCUGGGGUAGAGGAACAGUACAUGACUAUGGUACUAGGUAUCGGCCCAGUGUUAGGUCUCAUCUUCAUCCCUCUGAUUGGCUCAGCCAGUGACCAUUGCAACAGCAGCUACGGCCGCCGCCGGCCCUUCAUCUGGCUGCUGUCCCUGGGAGUCCUCUUAGCCCUCCUCAUCAUCCCCCAUGCCGACCUGCUGGCUGCCUACUUCUCCUGGGGCGGAUGCGCCCUGCAGGUGGCCUUCCUCAUCCUCGGUGUGGGCCUGCUCGACUUCUGUGGCCAGGUGUGCUUCACGCCUCUGGAGGCGCUCCUGUCUGACCUGUACCGCAAUGAGGAGGACUGCAACCAGGCCUUUGCCAUGUUCUCCUUUAUGGUCAGCCUGGGAGGCUGUGUGGGCUACCUGCUGCCUGCGCUGGACUGGAGCCGGGGCCUGCUGUCAGUCUACCUGGGUGGCCAGGCAGAGUGCCUCUUCUUCAUGCUCAUCCUCAUCUUCGUGACCAGCGUGCUGAUCACCAUGAGGGUGUCGGAGGAGCCGCCGUGCACCGCGGCCCUGGAGCCUGGUCCUCUCUUGGAGGCAGGUCGCUGUGGUGUGCCGCGCUCCUGCUGCUACCUGCCCAAGUCGGUUCCGCUACUGUGCCUGCUGAGGACGUGCUGGUCCAUGACGCCGGCCAUCUACCGCAGCUACUGCCACGUGCCCCGGGUGAUGAGGCAGCUGUGCAUGGCCCAGCUCUGCAGCUGGAUGGCCGUCAUGUCCUUCAUGCUCUUUUACACAGACUUUAUGGGGGAGGGGCUGUACGAAGGCAUGCCCAGCGCUGCCCCCGGGACUGCCUCCAGGCAACGUUACGAGGAUGGCAUCCGUAUGGGCAGCUUGGGCCUGUUCUUUCAGUGUGCUACCUCAACCGUCUUCUCCCUGCUCAUGAGCCGACUGGUUCGCCAUUUUGGCUCGCGCCGGGUCUACCUGAGCAGCAUGGUGAGCUUCACCAUCUCUGCCCUGGUCAUAUGUAUGUCCAAGAGCGUGGUCCUGGUCAGCCUGAUGUCAGCUCUGACAGGCUUUGCCUAUGCCACACUGCAGACGCUGCCCUACACCCUCACAUGUCACUACCACAAGGAAAUGGAGGUUUACAUGCCAAAUAAGAAAACCAAAAACAUGCUUAAGAACGGGAUUGCGGUCAAGCGGGACUCGAUCACUCAUUUGACAGCCAUGGACGAGGAGGGGGGGCUGACCCACAAACUGGGGGACACCAACGGGCAUGCCAUCUUCAGCCAGGAAGACUCAGACUACUACCCCCCUCCCCACGGCCAGAAUGGAUCGUCCCUCAGCGCCACGGCCCCCGAGCAGGAUGAACCGGAGGGCUACGAGAAGCGCGGUGUAGGGUUGGACUUUGCCAUCCUGGACAGCACCUUCCUCCUCUCUCAGGUCUUUCCCACUCUUUUCAUGGGCAUGAUUGUUCAGUUCACAAAGUCCGUCACUGCCUAUAUGGCCUCCUCCGCCAUCUUCGGCAUCAUCGCCAUUUAUCUGGCCAACCAGAUCAUCUUUGACCAAAAGGACCUCAAUAGCUGAAAGAUUCAGUAACCAGGAGUGAAGGAAUGCACGACUGCUUCCAGCAUGCAACACUCCAGUGUCAUCGCUGGCCGUUGCUAUGGCUUUACCAACACAUUGCAAUGAGGCAGCCUGUCUGUACGUUUGUAUGUAUGUGUGCUGCAGAAUUAAAAGAAAAUGUAAACCCGUGACAAUUGUUACCUCCAGAGAUUACUGCAGGCAGUUACUAUGGCUACAAGAGAGAAACUGGCUGGCAUUAGCUGGUCUGUUGACACUGUCUGUGUACUUAAGAGUGUUUCUCACCUUGUUCCCCUCAGUCACAUAGAAGACCGCUCAGAUAGGUCCCUUCACCUUCUCCUCAGGUACAACUAGCUACACAGCUUGAUCAGACUCCAUCAGACCUUAGACAACUGAAAUGAUGUAUUACCAUUUUACUCUCAUCUAUGUGUGAAGUGGUGGAGUUUGUCAAUGCUAUAUCUUUAAAAUAGUCUGCUUUUAGUCGAAGUCAACAGGAGAUUAUUGGUCAGUUCUCAUGCAGACUGGCCGCGGGAGAUAGGAACAAGUUAAUCUGGAGAGCCCAUUACCUGCAUGGGAAAGAAUUUCUGUCUGUUUGUUGUUAUCAGCCAGGUUGAAAUAUUGGGAAUGUUAAGUGUCACUGGCCCCUAGUGUUGGAUGUUUUUGGGGAAUUAACAGGUUUAUCAUAUAUCUUUUGUAUAUGAAUACAGUACAUAUAUGUGUAUCCCUAUGGGAAUUUAUUAUGCGACCUGUUUGGUAGAGGUCAUCUAUGAGGUAAUCUGUGUAACUGCAUUAUUGUUAGGAUGAAGUGGUUCAAAGCUUUCAUUGGAAUUUUUUUCUCCCUCUUUUCAAGAAAUAUCAGACAGCGCCAUAUAGUGCCAUUCAUUACAUAAUCUCUACUGCCAUUAUCAUCCCAUGUUCAACCUCAUGACAAUCUAGGAAAGUAAAUGAGGUGAAUUAUCCAACACUUUAAAAAUCCAGGUACACUUAUUUUCGGAACUCCAUUAAUAUUCCCAUGAGCAAAAUACCAGAAAGUCAUACUAGCAACACUGCAGUGAUACUGUGAACUGGGUUCCUGAAAAUAGUUUUGGUAUGAUGACAGUUCUCUGUGUUCUGUUAAUUUUUUUAUACUUUGCUCUGUGUACCAUAAGUGUGUGAGAGAGAGAGAGAGAGAGAGAGAGAGAGAGAGCGAGAGAGCGAGAGCGAGAGAGAGAGAGCGAGAGAGAGAGAGAGAGAAAAUUUCAAAGUGCAAGUGUGAGUGCCGUGAAGAGAGCAGGGCAACAUGGUAUGACUUUGGAUAAGUGUCUUUCAGAUGAGUCUUUCUAUAUCUCAUCUGUUACUGUAUAUUUAAAUAAUAGUUUACAUUUUAGCAGACGCUCUUACCCAGAGUGACUUAAAGUAAGUAGUGAGUGAGUGCAUACAUUUUCAUAAUCAAAAUAUAAUAACCAAACAUCAUUGCAUAAAUGGACUAUUAAAUUAUGAGGUUGCUAAAUACAGUUGGCACUAUUGGAUAUACAGUGCAUUCGGAAAGUAUUCAGACCCUUGACUUUUUCCACAUUUUGUUACGUUACAUCCUUAUU
Messenger RNA from Oncorhynchus tshawytscha (Chinook salmon), 3592 nucleotides. RefSeq names its product solute carrier family 45 member 3. The transcript has 5 exons. Gene Ontology annotation, biological process: transmembrane transport. Gene Ontology annotation, cellular component: membrane. The record is from RefSeq and is a predicted model, not a curated record. Lineage: Eukaryota; Metazoa; Chordata; Actinopteri; Salmoniformes; Salmonidae. Bases 354 to 2018 code for a protein of 554 amino acids. Gene Ontology annotation, molecular function: sucrose:proton symporter activity.